CGCGCGCGACUGAAAACAGACAGAGAGAAAGAGAGAGAGAGAGGAAAGAGAGACCACAACAGGGUUGACACUCGCGCAAACCACUUCUCGGCCCUCUUUUGUCCUUGGCUGUUUACCGGCCGGAGCGUUUCCACGGUUUUGCUGUUUGGUCCGGUAACACGGUUUCUGCGAUCGGUGAGAGAGCCCGUCUCCGCGAGAAAAGCCAGCGACGAGGAAAAGAAGCCGACCGCUAGGAGUCGACGACCAGAGGCUGCUGUUUCGGUUACGUUCAACCGACGGAGAGACAAAGACAUAUCAAGAUGAAGCUGCUCGUGACAGUGUUGUUGUGCCUGGCGGUGGUGAAGGUGGUGGAGGUCUUGCCUCUGGCAGGAGUGGAAGAGCCGUUGGAUAGGCGGGACACGGCCGCCUCGCCGACCGAUGUUCCGGACCAGAAUCCGAAAGCAGCGAAGGCCGAGCCGGCGCCAGUGGCAGAGCCCGGUCUGAGGAGCGAACCAUCAUCCAGCUCUCUGUCGCCCAAGCCGGAGGAGAAGAAAGAAGAGGCACCGGCGAAGCUCGAGGAGAAGCAGGAAGAGCCUGCCGCGAAGUCCGCGGAGAAAUUGUCCGACGCUGUGCCCACGCUGGCGCAGCCGCAGCCGGUUCAGGAGGCGAAAUCGGAGCAGCCUCAGGAAGCCAAAAAGGAGGAGGAGAGCCUGAAGCUGGCAGCCUCCGAGUCCCACGAGACUGCGCAGGCCGCGCCUCAAGAGCCGAAACAAGAGCCCGCUGAAGCUCUCGUCGAGCAGACCAAAUCCAUCGUGCUGGUCGAGGGCAAGAGCUCCGAGCAAAGCAACUCUGGCGAGAAGAGCAACGCGGAAGCCGCCGAGAAGGAGCCGAAGGAAGAGAAGAAGCUCGAGGAAGCGAAGCCCGCCGUGAGGAAGGAAGACGAGUCUGCUUCGUACUCGUUCAAGUCCUCCGAGGAAAAGGCGGCCCUUGCACCGGAAGAGAAGAAACUCCUCGACAAGCCCCAGGAGGUUCCGGAGAAGAAGGCUGACGAGAAGCCCGACCGCGUGACCCGCGACGCCGAGGAGGCAGUCCCGGCAGUGAAGAAACUCGAGCAACCAUCCGAACAGUCCCCGGCGGCCGUCGAACCCGAGAAGCCCCUCGAGCAAGCGAAACCAUUGGAAGAAGCUAAGCCAGCCCUGAAGGCCGAGAAGGUCGAGCCGGUCGCCGCUGAAGUACCACCGGCCGUCAGCGAAGGCGCCGCCAAGGCCGAGGAGAAGACCGAUGACGCCCUUCAGCCGGCGAAGGAAGCGAAGAGCGCCCUGGUCGCCGCCCAGGCCGAGUCUACGUCCGCGUCCGUGUCCGAGCUGGUGAAACCCGAAGAGGCCAGCCAGGUGAAGAGCGAAGCUGCCGCCGAUGCCCAGACCCAGGCAAAAGCCGCGCCGAACGAGGAGAAGAAGGACGAGCCGCUGAAGCAGGACGCCGUCAAGGAAGCGAAGUCCGAGGACUCCUCGGAAGAGAAGUCGGCCGAGAAGAAGGAGUCCAAGAGCAGCAGCGAGGAGGACAAGUCCUCCGAGGAGAAGGAGUCCAAGCCCGCCGAGGCCAAGCCCGAGCUGUUGCCCAAGCCCCAGGAGCUCAGGAAGGAGAUCGUGUAACUUUGGUCGCAGCGCGGGAAGACGUACAACAACGGUAGCCCCAGAAGCAGCAACAUCAACGAGAGCGAUCGCUCGCAGUUUAUCGAUACACCGCGUUGACCACCAGCGACAGGAUGCGCGCGAGUUCUUCCCCUUGGUUAAAUAGAAGCGAGAGGAAGAGCCUCUCGCGUGUACGUAAAAAAAAAAAACAAGCGUGAACGGGAACGGGAGAGAAAGAGGAUACGAGAGUGAAAGCAUCGGUGUGAAUGGGAGAGAUUGUUCGAUCACUUUGUGGCAGGGUCCAAACAUCCCCGGCGCGCUACAAUUCCGAGUUAAAAAAGAAAGAAAACGAUUAAAAAAAAAAAACAAUAACAAACAAACGAACGAACGACGAAAACACAGGAAAAAAAAAUGAUGCCAAUGUUCAUCGAUUCGGGGCAGGAUGACCACGUGCUGCCUGGCUGUGAGGGAUAGCGAAACACGCCCAUCAGGAACACGUGGCCACCCUUCAGGGUUUCGAUUGAUGGCGCCACGCCACGGAUCGACCGUAGAAAUUCGUCCCGGUGGACACUGCGAUUUGUCCGCGGGGACGAUACCCGUGCCCCCUGGAUUAGUAUCCUCAUCCCAAAAUCCCCCAAGUUUCUUUUUGUCCCUCCUCUUUUGUCUUUGUAUCUUCUUUUUUUUUUUGUUUCUCAAAAUCCUCACUCGCCCACAACCACAACCUCAUCCCAAUAAAUUAGUGUGUAGCUCGA
Molecule: messenger RNA, 2362 nt
Organism: Megalopta genalis
Lineage: Eukaryota; Metazoa; Arthropoda; Insecta; Hymenoptera; Halictidae
Gene: bnb
Product: bangles and beads
Source: RefSeq, a predicted model, not a curated record